Knipowitschia caucasica is the source of this 357-nucleotide messenger RNA. The record is from the annotation of a GenBank genome assembly. Lineage: Eukaryota; Metazoa; Chordata; Actinopteri; Gobiiformes; Gobiidae.
AUGUCCUCUGUACUGACAGGAGCCUCAGACCUGCUGUGUCCCUCAGACCUGCUGUGUCCCUCAGACCUGCUGUGUCCCUCAGACCUGCUGUGUCCCUCAGACCUGCUGUGUCCCUCAGACCUGCUGUGUCCCUCAGACCUGCUGUGUCCCUCAGACCUGCUGUACCUGCUGUGUCCCUCAGACCUGCUGUGUCCCUCAGACCUGCUGUGUCCCUCAGACCUGCUGUGUCCCUCAGACCUGCUGUGUCCCUCAGACCUGCUGUGUCCCUCAGACCUGCUGUGUCCCUCAGACCUGCUGUGUCCCUCAGACCUGCUGUGUCCCUCAGACCUGCCCUGUCCAAGUCGCCUGGAGCCAUAA